GAUCUGCUCCCUCCGGGUGUGUGUAACCUUCUAAACCCUUCCACCAUCUACGCCAACAACGAGGUGUGCCUGGCGGACAUUGAGAUCUAUGGCUUUGACUAUGACUACACUCUGGCUCUGUAUUCCAACUCCCUCCAUUCCAUGAUCUACAACACUGCCAGGGACAUCUUGGUGGAACAGUAUAAGUAUCCAGAAGGGAUCCGCAAAUAUGACUACCUACCAAACUUUGCCAUCCGAGGCUUGCACUAUGACAUUCCCAAGGGCCUACUGAUGAAGAUUGAUGCUUUCCAUUACAUCCAGUUGGGCACAGUUUACAGGGGCCUCAAGCCAGUCCCAGAUGAAGAAGUGAUUGAGUUGUAUCAAGGGACACAUCACAUCCCCCUUCAUCAGGUUAGCGGAUUCUAUGGCAAGGGACCAGCAGUGAAGCAAUUCAUGGACAUCUUUUCCCUUCCUGAGAUGACCCUCCUGGCAGUGGCCAAUGACUUCUUCAUUUCCAACGAUAUCGAUUAUGACCCUAUCCACCUUUACAAGGAUGUCACGGACGCCAUCAGGGAUGUCCACAUCAAAGGCCUUAUGUACAAAUGGAUCCUCCAGGACUUGGAAAACUACAUCCUUCGGGGUGAGGAGACCUAUGCUGUCCUACGCCGCCUGGUGGAUAAUGGCAAGAAGCUCUUUCUCAUCACCAACAGCCCCUUCAGCUUUGUUGACAAAGGCAUGAAGUACAUGGUGGGCAAGGAGUGGAGGGACUUCUUCGAUAUAGUCAUUGUGCAGGCGGAUAAGCCACAUUUCUUUAAUGAUGGCAUCAAACCUUUCCGCCGCUUGGAUGAGAAUGGGGACCUGCAGUGGGAUAAGAUCAUCAAGCUUGAAAAGGGCCAGGUGUACAAGCAGGGGAACCUGUUUGAUUUCCUGCGACUGACUGGUUGGCGGGGAUCUAAAGUCUUCUACUUUGGCGACCAUCUCUACAGUGAUCUGGCAGACCUGAUGCUUCGUCAUGGCUGGCGUACAGGGGCCAUUGUUCCAGAGCUGGAGACUGAGACCAAGAUUGUCAACACGGAGCAGUAUUCCCAGUCACUGACGUGGCUGCAGGCCCUCACUGGCCUACUGGAACGUAUGCAGAUGUUUCGAGAUGCUGAGUCCCAGCAGGUGCUCCAAGACUGGAUGAAGGAGAGGCAGGAGAUGAGGGCCGUCACCAAGAAUUUGUUCAACCCUCAGUUUGGCAGCAUCUUUCGAACUUGCCACAACCCCACCUACUUCUCUCGACGGCUCUGCCGCUUCUCAGACCUCUACAUGGCUUCCAUCAGCUGCCUGCUCAAUUAUGACCUUCGCUACACCUUCUUUCCCCGCCGCACUCCUCUGCAGCAUGAGGCCCCCCUCUGGAUGGACCAGCUCUGCACAGGCUGCAUGAAAACCCCCUUUCUGGAGGAGAUGGCUCACAUUCGUUAGGCUGUAUGCUUCCCCCCCUCCCAUCCUCCCCCUCCACCCAGGGCUGAGCCAUCCGCAAGGCCAGAUUCUUCUGGUCCCAGCACAUCCCCCUUCCCUCUCCUAGCUCACUCCAGGGUUGGGAGUCAAAGGGGGAGGCUCUAUUGGCAUCAGCUGUUGUCUUUGUGCCUCUUCAUCUUGACCACAUUAGGGACCCAGAAGACCCUAUUCCUACUGUCCACUGGAUGGCCAUUCAAAGGGUUUGUCUGCUUUGGUGCUAGGGAGGAACCCGUCCCUGAGGCUUGAGGGAUGGGUGCCCCCAGUUAGGAAUCUUUCUCUUGGCCAAGCAGCAAAGCCCAGCCACAGCCAAGAGAGAGAGACAGAGAGGGAGGGAGAGAGAGAGAGAGAGAGAGAGAGGGAGAGAGAGAGAGAGAGAG
Dromiciops gliroides (monito del monte) is the source of this 1856-nucleotide messenger RNA. Its product is annotated as 5'-nucleotidase domain-containing protein 2-like. The record is from RefSeq and is a predicted model, not a curated record. The coding region runs from base 142 to 1443 and encodes 433 amino acids. The transcript is spliced from 13 exons. Gene Ontology annotation, molecular function: 5'-nucleotidase activity. NCBI's taxonomy places the organism in Eukaryota, Metazoa, Chordata, Mammalia, Microbiotheria, Microbiotheriidae.